This is a messenger RNA of Oldenlandia corymbosa var. corymbosa, 760 nucleotides long. NCBI's taxonomy places the organism in Eukaryota, Viridiplantae, Streptophyta, Magnoliopsida, Gentianales, Rubiaceae. The record is from the annotation of a GenBank genome assembly.
CAAAAAAGAAAAGAAAAGAAAAGAAACAAACCUUAAAAAUGGGCAAGGUGAUCAUGUUUGCUGCCUCUUUGGUGUUGCUUUUUGCAAUAGCGGCGGCUUUUGACAUGGAAGCAAUCAUCCCUUCAUAUCUGAACUUCAUGGGGAAAUCCCAAGGUUGUGAGAAACAGCUUCAGAAACAGCAGCUGGACUGUUGCCAGACCUACCUCAGGGAGAGCAGCAGACCAGUCUCACCAUCAUCGGUGUCGAUGGUGGUUGAUGAUGAUGAGGAUCAUAAUCAGGGUACUGGUCCUUCUUCUUGGAGGGAUGCAUUUCCAAGGUGCUGUGAUCAAUUGGAGCAUGUUACCAAAGAAUGCAGAUGUCAGGCUAUCACCCAGGCGAUUCAACAGCAAAUGCAGCAAAGGGGACAAUUGCAAGGGGUAGAGAUGCGGGAGAUGCUGCAGAAUGCAAGAAGUCUCCCGGUUCUGUGCCGAAUUAAAAAAUCCCAGUCUUGUGACAUUCAAAUCCCUACUGGUCCUUCCGUUUUAGACCAUCUUUAUUGAUGAUCUUGGCUGAUAUUACUUAUUUUAUGAAUAAAUAAGAGCUAAAAGUAACAUCAAAUUCACUGCUUGAUCUUCUUUUUUUUUCUCCUCCUGUAAGUUUGCCAUUGGUGCUUGGUGGUGAGUUGGUGUUAUCUAAUUAAGGAAUGGAGUGAAAAUGUAACUCGUUUCGGAGUUGAUUGCUUAUUUACUUCUGGUGUCUACUUAUAUUGAAUUGAAUUUUA